AACAUAACAGGUGCCAUUUUGAGCAAGGAUCUAUUAGAAUCUUGGCAUGAAAUGUCAUGUUUAGGUCAUGGUGACGGAAACAAAUAUCAGAUGGAAGGACAGUGUACUGUAUGUUUUAAAGUAUUUUUCAUUGCUAUAUUUUUCAACUUCUCUUUUCUGAGUUAUUGAGGGCGUUUAUUAUUUAUCCAAUAACCAGCUGAACUGACACAGGACCCUCCCGCUCUUACACGUACACCCACCAAUACACACACCAAUACACACACACACACACACACACACACAGAGAGAGACUGCACAAAAAAACAAGAUGAAUACUCAGACUGCGGGUCUUCGCAGUACAGAACAAGUCUCACGGCAGUAUGUUUUUCCAAAGACCCUCUUUAACUCAAUGAUCAUUUUUGCUCUCAUAUUUGUGAUAUGUAUGCCUGACUAUGUUUACCCUCACUGUAAAAAGUCAAACCUUACGGCAUGCGGAAGGAAAGUAAUAUAUGACCCAAUCAUUAAAGUCACCAAUCUUAAAACAUACAUGGUUGGCUCCUACAUAGAGCACCGACAGGAGGUGAAAAUGAUACGGACAAUUGCUAUAGUGCAUCGCAGUGAAAAUGCAGAGUAUCAAUGCAUGCUGUGCUGCAGUGGAACGAAGGUGUCAGUAUCUGCUACUUUAAACAUUCACUCUGAUCACUUUGGGUUUGAUUACGGCACUGCUGAUAUUAUAUGCAAAAUACCGGAAGAGUGUCCAACACCAGAACAUGUGGCUAUCACUUCCAAAUCACCUAAAGAGAAUGGAUUAUUGCAGUAUAUUCAUGCCUUCCAACCUGUUAGGAAUCAACAGAAACAAGAAGUCUUUCGCUAUGAAUUCACAGUUUGCAUUUCUGUCAUGUAUGACUAUGAGAAUGUAUUGCUGCUUGUGCAGGCCAUGGAGAUGUACAGGAUACUAGGUGUCCAGAAGGUAGCUAUUUACAAAACCAGCUGCAGUAAUGUUACACAGAAGGUCCUGGAUUAUUACAUCAGUCAGGACUUUGUGGAGCUCAUCCCUUGGAGUGUAUCGUCCUACAUUAAUGUGUCCAGAGGCUGGAGGAAGUGGGAAUCGCCAGGGGAACUACACUACUUUGGGCAAAUCGCAGCACUUAAUGACUGUUUGUAUCGUUACAUGUACAAGAGUCACUAUGUAGCUCUUCAAGAUAUGGAUGAAUUCAUUCUACCUUUGAAUUUAAGCAAUUGGACAGAGCUUCUGCCUGAAUUGGAGAGGAAAUAUGGUCAGGGGGUGGGCUUUGAGUUUGAGAAUAAUUUGUUUCCCAUUUACUUGAGGGAUCCAAAAUAUGAAUAUUCACCAGACUCCUGGAAGAAGGUUCCGGGACAAAACAUUUUAGAAUAUGUUCAUAGGUUAAGAAACGAUCCUUCAGAAUUCAAUACUUUCAAAGUUAUUAUAAAUCCUCGUCUAGUAUUUGAAACUACAGUCCAUGGAUUGUUGAAAUCAAUGAAUGGUGCUGUGAGAGUGAACCCUGAAGUUGCUCGCAUGUAUCACAUAAAGAACUUUAUUAUGAAAGAGGGCACGUUAACAGGUAACCCCAUACUGGACCCACAUCUCAGAGACUAUGCAGAUAGGCUGAUACCUGCUGUUUCUGAAGUGCUUCAGAAAGCACUAAAAUUGCCAAAAGUGUAAAAAAGGUCUGGUCAUGAUAUGUUAAGAGUAAAAAAGCCAUUUUAUCUAAACAUGCCAAGCAAAUCUAAACAUACCAAAUGCACUCUGGUAAACCUGGAGAGUUUAGCUGAAUUGUACAAGACAGGAAGCAGUACAUUUCCAAAGAACAUUUCUUAAUAAAAGAAUUCUUAUGAAAUAUAAGCAUUUAAGAAUUUUUUCAGGAAGAUUAAACUGUUCAGCAUGUUGUCAGUGAUUAUUGGUUUAUUCUAAUUUCAACCAUUUUAUCCUAAUUAUUAUUUAAAUUGUUUUAUUUGCAGCUGUUGAUUCCUGUCAAUUUUAAUUACAAGAGAUUCAAUCUGAAUAGUACUUAUGUUGGCAGUAGAGAGCUUCACAUUUGUGGACAGCACCAAUGGAAGGAGAUAAUCACAAUCUUCAGCAAUCGCCCCAGACAUUUGUCUGUAGUGCUGUCAAAAGCAAGCCUCUGGUUAGCCAACCUGUAAGCUGUGAUAUUAGGAACUAAUUUGAGGACAAAAAGGUUUAUAAUGGCCUAUUAUUUAAAUUGAAAGUGUGCCAGAAUUAAACCAAUUGUAAUAAGAGAUUAAAAUUAAGGUUUCCAAAGGCAUUUGUACACAAAUUGCAAACUGCAAAUCUUUUGGUAGGAAUCAGUUUGACAGGAAUCAAAUAUCUCUACAAAUCUCUACAUAUCUCUAAAAAUAUGUUCAAUAUGCACUCCUGAAAUGCAUUUAAAUCAUCAAUUGCGCCUCAGCAAAAGCAGUGCAGAUCAUCCUACACAGGGUCAGAGGGAAUCUGAAGUCUGUCCAAAGAGACUCCCAAAAGCAGUGGACAUCCUGAAUGGGGUACCAGAUUCACACACAAUAGACAAUUUAGAGAUGCUUGAGAAGAUAUCAAAGGGCUUCAUAUUUAAGGAAUUAUAUUAUUUUAUAUAUAUAUAUAAUCCCAGUUUCAACCAGAUCUCACACAUACCUGUGUCCAGGAUUACCCGACGUCCUUUAAGCCUUAGUUUUCUUGCUGAUAAAAUUAAACAUUCUGUUUGCAUAUAAAAUUCACCAAUGUAAAUAUGUAUCAUAGCAUGCUAGAUGAAGAAGAAGCAGUGUGUGCUCUUUGCUACAGAUCAUAUGGGCUCUGUUGUCUCCAAUCCCAUUGGUAGUCACUGCAUCAUUUCACUCUGUACUUUAACAAAGAAAUUAAGUCUACCCUUUUUCAGCUUUGCUGCAUUGCUGGAAAAGGUCACAUCCAGUCACCUAUUGUCCACAAAAACAUGUUAUGUCUGAAGUUCUAAGACACUCACUGUCCACUUCAAAAUGCUUUUUAAAAAUGCUUUUUUUAAUUAUUAUUAUCCUGGGACUUAUUGACAAUUUGCUUGUACUGAACACCCUUUCAACAUAUUCUUUAAUGUUUUAAUGUGCCUUUGUC
Molecule: messenger RNA, 3076 nt
Organism: Tachysurus vachellii
Lineage: Eukaryota; Metazoa; Chordata; Actinopteri; Siluriformes; Bagridae
Product: beta-1,4-galactosyltransferase galt-1-like
Exons: 2
Coding region: 308-1663 (451 amino acids)
Source: RefSeq, a predicted model, not a curated record